Molecule: messenger RNA, 2606 nt
Organism: Pteropus alecto (black flying fox)
Lineage: Eukaryota; Metazoa; Chordata; Mammalia; Chiroptera; Pteropodidae
Gene: SLC30A7
Product: solute carrier family 30 member 7
Exons: 11
Coding region: 183-1319 (378 amino acids)
Biological process (GO): intracellular zinc ion homeostasis; transmembrane transport; zinc ion transport
Cellular component (GO): membrane; Golgi apparatus
Molecular function (GO): zinc ion transmembrane transporter activity
Source: RefSeq, a predicted model, not a curated record
GCGCGGCCCGGGCCGGAAGUCCGCGAGUUCCCGGGCGUAUGUCUGUGUCUGUGUCUGAGUCUCGAAGAGGCGCGCGGCCCGGGACUAUCACUGCGGGUUCCCGCCUGAGGCGUCACCGCUGUUAUCACCCACGGAGCCACUUCUAGAGGGGAGUAGACCCGGCUUUUCGCCGGGCAUUGAAGAUGUUGCCCCUGUCCAUCAAGGACGAUGAAUACAAACCACCUAAGUUCAAUCUGUUCGGCAAGAUCUCGGGCUGGUUUAGGUCUAUCCUGUCGGACAAGACGUCUCGGAACCUGUUUUUCUUCCUGUGCCUGAACCUCUCUUUCGCUUUUGUUGAACUACUCUACGGCAUUUGGAGCAACUGCUUAGGCUUGAUUUCCGACUCUUUUCACAUGUUUUUCGAUAGCACUGCCAUUUUGGCUGGACUGGCAGCAUCUGUUAUUUCAAAAUGGAGAGAUAAUGAUGCUUUCUCUUAUGGGUAUGUUAGAGCGGAAGUUCUGGCUGGCUUUGUCAAUGGCCUAUUUUUGAUCUUCACUGCUUUUUUUAUUUUCUCAGAAGGAGUUGAGAGAGCACUAGCCCCUCCAGAUGUACACCAUGAGAGACUGCUUCUUGUUUCGAUUCUUGGGUUUGUGGUAAACCUAAUAGGAAUAUUUGUUUUCAAGCAUGGAGGUCAUGGACAUUCUCAUGGCUCUGGCCAUGGACACAGCCAUUCCCUCUUUAAUGGUGCUCUGGAUCAGGCCCAUGGCCAUGGAGAUCAUUGCCAUAGUCACGAAUUGAAACAUGGUGCUGCGCAUAGUCAUGAUCAUGCUCAUGGACACGGACACGGUCACUUCCAUUCCCAUGAUGGUACUUCCUUAAAAGAGACAGCAGGACCCAGCAGACAGAUUUUACAAGGCGUAUUUUUACACAUUCUAGCAGAUACACUGGGGAGUAUUGGUGUAAUUGCCUCUGCCAUCAUGAUGCAGAAUUUUGGUCUGAUGAUAGCAGAUCCUAUUUGUUCAAUCCUGAUAGCUAUGCUCAUAGUUGUAAGUGUUAUUCCUCUUUUAAGAGAGUCCGUUGGAAUAUUAAUGCAGAGAACUCCUCCCCUUUUGGAAAAUACUCUGCCUCAGUGCUAUCAGAGGGUGCAGCAGUUACAAGGAGUGUACAGUUUACAAGAUCAGCACUUCUGGACCUUAUGUUCCGACGUUUAUGUUGGGACCCUGAAAUUAGUAGUAGCGCCUGAUGCUGAUGCCAGGUGGAUUUUAAGCCAAACACAUAAUAUUUUUACUCAGGCUGGAGUGAGACAGCUUUAUGUACAGAUUGACUCUGCGGCCAUGUAAUGAAUGAAAAGAAAUUAUACUUUUUGGGGGACCGACUUUUCUGGUACUGUACAAUCCAAAACAUUGUACCUGGCUUUUUGAAACAGAGAAAUCAUCACUACAGCUCCCCCGCACAAAGUAGACCAGGUAGCUGUGUGCACUCUGCCGGGAGUUCAUAGCUAAGGGACCAGAAUUAAGAUGAUCUGUUCUGGACUUUGGUCUUUUGUGCUCUUUCCUCCAAACCAUUUUAAUUUCUGAGGUUUCUAGUUUUGUUCCAGGGUGUUGCUUUUUUUGUUUGUUUUCUUUUCUUUUCUUAUUUUUCCAUUUCAAAUGUCCGCAUGCCCACCUCUCAUCCCUAGCCAGAAAGAAAUUCAGAUUGUGGGCCUCCGAUCAUCUGAAGUGUUUUCACUGAAGCUGUUGGAAACCACUGCUUUCAUUCCCACAAACCAGUGUUAUUAAAAAAAAAGAAAGAACGAAAGAAAGAAAUGGAAAUGUUUUAUAUGUAAUGUCACAAUUGUUGACAUUCUUCAGCAUAAUCAUAUGUUCGUAAAAUUGUUUGUACCUUGCAAACUUAUGAACCAAACCAUAUUGGGUUUUCAAAGUGCCUUCGUCUCAGAAAACAUUUGCCAACAUGGAAAUUUACCAUCGAAGGUCAUGUGUAUGUGUGUUUUUUUAAAUGGAUAUUCUGUGAUCUGUACAAAAUAAGACUCUUGUUAGGAAUGUAUACAGAUUGUCUUUUUGUGUACUUCCAGCAUAGGUUUAGAUAUAUGAAAAAUUUCCUUUUAUUAUUUUAUCUCAUCAAAAAAUAAAAGGCGUUUUUUGCUUUUUAAAUCAAAUCCAAUUAUCACACUAAAUUAUUUUGUGGACUGUAUUUUUAAGACUUUGCAAAUGCAUCUGUUACAUAGACAGUCAUUUUCACUUCUUUAAAACAUUUACUAAAUUCCAAAUUUUUAUAAAAGCUACUGUGUCUAUGAUAAACUUUCCUAAUCUGUCCUUGCAAUUUUUGUGGAUUUUAUUAGUGAAAAGAAGAGGCAAUAUAGAAUGAAGACAGAUAUGGUUGUGACAACGUCAUUUUGCUUUUUCAUUCUUCAAAUGCCAAGUCAUAUAAUCUGUUUUCUUGUGCACGUGUUGCACAAAUACGAUUACUUUUUUGAAUCUCAAAGCAGCAUUUAUUGAAUUUGAACUGUUGAAGGUAUGGAUCAAAUGUGGUAAUAUAUAACUCUUCCUAACGCAGGUAUCUCAGAGGUUAGAAAAUGUUGAUUUCUAGGUUCUUGCGUAUUUGAAAAAUAAAAUUACAAUUUGAGAUGA